AUGCGUGGGGCUCGGCGGCAGCGGCGCAGGCCGCGGGAGCGCGACGUGGCGGCCUGGCUCUUCUUCCUCGCCUGCUGCCUCCUUGUGCUCGCCGUGUCCAGAGCAGAGGAGCCGCGCGCAUCGCCGGUGAGCGCGAGAGGAGGAGGAGGAGGGGAGGAGCAGCGGCUGAGCAGGGUAGGGUCGAGGCCGCCGUGCUGCGUGUGCGAGCAGAGGUGCGGCGGCUGCGCGCCGUGCACGGCCGUGCAGGUGCGCGCCGGAGUCCGGCCGCUGUGCGCCAACUACGAGCCCGUCAGGUGGAAGUGCAAGUGCGGCGACGCCGUCUUCGACCCAUGA
This is a messenger RNA of Aegilops tauschii subsp. strangulata, 333 nucleotides long. NCBI's taxonomy places the organism in Eukaryota, Viridiplantae, Streptophyta, Magnoliopsida, Poales, Poaceae. The record is from RefSeq and is a predicted model, not a curated record.